Molecule: messenger RNA, 1267 nt
Organism: Bemisia tabaci
Lineage: Eukaryota; Metazoa; Arthropoda; Insecta; Hemiptera; Aleyrodidae
Source: RefSeq, a predicted model, not a curated record
AUUUUUGACGACCGAAGGUUACACCAAUCACGAGGACACUAUGCGUUACUAUGGUUCAGUGUUUGAGCCGGGCGCACACUUCCCCUUCAACUUCCGGUUCCUUACGGAUCUAAAUGACAAGACUGAUGCACCGUCUCUCCACAGAAACAUUGUUGAAUACCUAGCCAACUUGAAGAGGUACCAAUUCCCGAACUGGGUGUCGGGUAAUCAUGACUGGCCGCGCAUUCCAUCCCGCAUGGGUGGGAGAGGAGCUGUGGAUCAGCUACACAUGCUGAGCAUAAUGUUGCCAGGAACUGUGACUGUGUAUUAUGGUGAUGAAAUUGGUAUGGACAGCUACUGGAACAUGGACAAGGAUGAUUGCUCUGAAAUACUCCGUAAUGACUAUCGUACUCCACACCGCACCCCCUUCCAAUGGAACAUCGAGAAGAACGCUGGGUUUACCACUAAUGACAAACCUUGGCUCCCAGUCAAUGUGAAUUACUAUUUGAUAAACGUGGAUACACAGACUAAGAAUCAGAACUCCUGCUACAGGGUGCCAAAUCAUUUGAAGAACUUCAAGGAGCUAGCAAAGUUGAAAAAAACGGAGGCGAUUGUGGACGGGAAAUUCAGCUCUUACGUAAUCAACGAUCAAGUUUACGCCUUCACCAGGUCCGAUAAAAAUACCAUCUAUCUUGUGCUCUUAAAUUUGAGCAAAAAAUUCAGUAAACCCUUUGACAUUACGAAGAAAAUACCAGAAAUAGGUAGGAAGCAAGCGCGGUAUGCUAUAGCUCGCAGUGUCAAUAUUCUAGAGGAAUGUCCUUAUGGUGACGCUUGUGCGGAUAAAAUCUUCUCAGGAACAUGGAACAUGCCACCAAAGUCAGGAAUUGUCAUACCAUUCGGCAGAGUGCAACAACAAUCGCUAUACGGCGAAAGGUUGUUCAGCAGAGGCCUUCAAGAAGACCCUAGCAAAUGCGAGCCAUACUGGAUGGCAGACCGGGUUGGUAACAAUCCGGUGAAAAGGUUCUGUUAAUUUUGUGGAUAAAUAAAAAGGAGGCUGAACAAUCGCAAAAUUUCUCAAAUUUCUGGAACAAUUGUUUUUCACCUCUAGAAUGCCUGCAAAUAGUCGAGUUGAUGCAAUGCAGCAGCAUUUUUGACGUCCUCAAGAGUGCAGCAGACCUCACACAUGACCUCACAUAAGCUGAUUUACCAACUUAAAAAUCCCACCGUUUUGUAUGAAAUUAUUACACAAUUUACAAUUAUAUAAAUUUUAAAAUGGCAAUACACAAAA